AGAAAUUGAUUGGAACAAUUAUCGUUUUCGUGGCUGGAAUCGAUGGGGAAGGGCCCCUUAUCCUUUCGCCGUCUUUCGAGCAUCCGUCACCGGAAAAAAGGUUCUGCCGUGAAGGAUGACUCCGCACAUACAUCGGCGCCUUCAUCUCCACCGCCUCCCCUACCGAUUAAUGCUGGCGGACCGAUUGUGGGAGGGGCGGGGAAGGCGAAGAAGAAAACCGGUGGAGCUCGGUGGUGGAUGAGGUUUGAUCGGACUGGUGCGAUGGAAGUGGUGGAGUGUGAUAAGAGUACAAUCAUCAAACGUGCUUCUGUUCCCGCUAGGGAUUUGAGGAUUCUUGGCCCUGUCUUCUCUCACUCUUCUAAUAUUCUCGCCAGAGAGAAAGCUAUUGUUGUUAAUUUAGAGGUCAUAAAAGCAAUAGUUACUGCAGAAGAAGUUCUACUGUUGGAUCCUCUCCGUCCUGAAGUUCUUCCUUUCGUUGAACGACUAAAGCAACAGUUUCCUCAGAGGAAUGGGACUGAAACUGCACUGCAAGCUUCUGCAAAUUUACAAUCUCCUCUUGAUCCAGAAGCUGGAGAGGGUUUGCAGAGUGAGCUUCCUUUUGAAUUUCAGGUCCUGGAGAUUGCACUUGAGGUCGUCUGCUCAUUUGUUGAUAAAAGUGUGGCUGCUCUUGAGACAGAAGCUUGGCCUGUCCUUGAUGAACUAACCAAGAAUGUCAGCACUGAGAAUCUUGAAUAUGUACGAAGUUUGAAAAGUAAUCUCACCCGCUUGUUAGCCCGUGUGCAGAAGGUGAGAGAUGAACUCGAACAUUUGUUAGAUGACAACGAAGACAUGGCAGACUUAUACUUAACAAGGAAAUGGAUCCAGAACCAGCAAACCGAGGCAAUACUUGCGGGGACAGCAUCAAACAGCAUUGUCGCCCCAGCACAUAAUACAUCAAAUCUUCACCGGCUCACAUCAAACAGAAGCGCGAGUAUGGUGACGAGCAGUACAGAGGAAGAUGAUGUGGAAGAUCUGGAGAUGUUGCUGGAGGCAUACUUCAUGCAACUGGAGGGGAUGCGGAACAAGAUUCUUACAGUGAGGGAGUACAUUGACGACACAGAAGACUACGUGAACAUACAACUGGACAAUCAACGAAACGAACUGAUCCAGCUGCAGCUGACGCUGACCAUAGCAUCGUUUGCAAUAGCCGCAGAGACUUUGUUGGCCAGCUUGUUCGGAAUGAACAUACCAUGUCCAUUGUAUACCACACACGGCAUCUUUGGUUACUUUGUGUGGAGUGUUACUGCAUUUUGCAUUGUGCUUUUCAUGCGUGGUGUCUUGAAGCUUAAACUUGAUAUAUGGGCUACCCUCGACGGAGGAUAUUCACUACCUGUUGAAAUCUUCACUUGCAAGACUCUUGUUGAGCUUGAACUAGGGUCUAUUUUGCAAAUUGAUCUUGUCCCUGAGAAUGCUCUUCUUCCGGCGCUUAAGACUCUCACUAUUGAUUCAGUUCGAUUCUCUGAUCAAUCUGGUUGUGCGUUCCAAAAGCUUAUUUCUUCUUGCCCUGUGCUUGUGGAGUUAGGGAUUCUUAAUGUGGAGUGGGAGCAAUGGGAAUGGUCUCGCAAAGUGUCAAGUCCGACCCUGGAGAGACUUACUAUCAACCACAGAUAUUACUUUGCUUAUAUUGCUACUGUCGGUCUUAAGUUGCCACUACAUCACGCCUGGACGGGAGAAUAUGCACGUCAUGGUGAUACUAUUCCAAGCGUAACCAAUCUGAUCAAGGGGUUAAGAAAUGUUGAGACCUUGAACUUAACAUGUACCGAUACUGUGGAUGGUCCCUUGCACUAUAAUUAUCAGUUGGGCGAUGAAUAUGAGUCUGAUGAGGUGAACUAUUAUGAGGAUGAGUCGGAGUCUGACGAUGAUGAAUCUAUUUGUGAGUGCUUGUCAGAGUAUUCUUUUCUAGAGUCAUGUCUUGUGAAGACCGUAGAGAUAACCGAGUACAGCGGAACUAAAAAAGAGUUGGAACACAUGAAACAUUUCCUGGAGAAAUUGUCAUGUCUUGAGCUUGUCAAAGUUUGUUCUAAUGAAACAGACGACGAGGAACAGAUUCAACUCAGAACCAAUCUGCUGAAUCUUCCUAGAUCGUCUAAGUGCAAGAUCGAGUUCGAGUUUAUUCCUCCUCGUAGCUUUCUUUGAGCAUAACUCUGUUUUUUUUUUUAAUUUGGUUUUCUGUCAGAUGGAUUCUAUUGAUAGGAUUGUUUUCGUCAGUUAUUUUGCUUUGAGUUGUUUUUCAGACGUUUUUACUCAAGUAACGAGAAAGUUAACAAGAUAUUCAAUUU
This is a messenger RNA of Arabidopsis arenosa, 2318 nucleotides long. NCBI's taxonomy places the organism in Eukaryota, Viridiplantae, Streptophyta, Magnoliopsida, Brassicales, Brassicaceae. The record is from the annotation of a GenBank genome assembly.